AUGAAGCUGCCAUGUAGACUGAAAGUCAGAGAUUGAGGGCACACAGGACGCAAUGGCAACAGAAACUACUCCAUUACUGCAAAACAACCAAAUAAGAAAUGGCCGGCUCUAUCUUGCAGCCUUUUCAGCUGUUUUGGGCAGUUUUAUUUUUGGAUACGCCAUGGUAUUUCCCUCGGCUGCUAUCCCACAGCUUCAGAUAGAUGAUGAUCCUAAUCUUCACAUGAAUGUUGGUCAGAUUUCCUGGUUUGGGUCUGUUUUUGCGAUCGGCGCUAUAGCAGGAGGCUUGAGUGCCAUGGUGUUGAAUGAUAAAAUUGGAAGGAAACACAGCAUCAUGAUUUCUGUAAUUCCCUCUACGGCAGGCUUUUUCGUGAUGGCACUAGCUAAGGGAUGGUUGUGGCUUCUCCUGGGCAGAUUGUUCACAGGCAUCGCUGCCGGCAUUACAGCCAGCUCCAUUCCUGUCUAUGUGUCUGAGAUUUCACAUCCAGGUGUUAGAGGAUUCCUGGGAUCCAGCUCUCAGACCAUGACUGUCAUUGGAGGUCUGGUACUCUACGCUCUUGGCUUGGUUUUGCCAUGGCGGUGGCUGGCUGUAGCUGGAGAAGUUCCUGGUCUGAUUAUGCUCUUCCUCCUGUGCUUCAUGCCAAACUCCCCACGCUUCCUCCUUACCAAAGACAAAGAUGACGAGGCUAAAAGAGCACUUCAAUGGCUCAGAGGCCCUGAUACAGACUACGAAAGUGAAUUUCAGCGAAUUAAACACAGUGUCAUUUCCCAGCAGGGCGGAAUGCGCUGUUCGGAUUUUACGAAGUCAUUCUACCUCAAACCAAUCUUGAUCUCUGUGUUUAUGAGAAUCCUGCAGCAAAUGACAGGUAUUACACCCAUCUUGAUUUAUAUGGAGCCAAUCUUUGAGAAAACAGCAGUUUCACUGGAACCCAAGGUUGAUGCAGCCAUAGUGGGUUUUGUUAGAUUGUUCCCUGUUCUGAUUGCAGCCUGUAUAAUGGACAAAACUGGCAGGAAAUCUCUGCUCCAUGCAUCAGCAUUUAUAAUGUAUCUGUCCAUGAUGGUACUGGGAGUAUAUACCCACAAAACACCAUGCAAUAGGAAUGUAACCGGUGAAGCCUUGUCUGCAAAAGAGCCAUUCGGUGCCAUGAGUGGCUUUGAGUUAAGCUCUGGCACACUUAUCCCUCUCAUGAGCAUCAUUUUUACAGUUCUAGGUUAUGCUGUAGGCUGGGGUCCUAUCACAUGGCUGUUGAUGUCAGAGAUCCUGCCAGUGAAAGUGCGUGGCAUUGUUUCAGGCGUCUGUGUGGUGGCCAGUUAUGUCACAGCUUUUCUGCUGACACAGUUCUUCAUGCAGGCAGUGGAAGCAUUCGGACUCUACGUUCCAUUUCUGUUCUUCUCUGCUAUCUGUGUAUUGAACAUCAUUUUCACUGCCAAGUGUGUGCCUGAAACGAAAGGAAAAACGUUAGAGGAGAUUGAGAACUAUUUCAGAAAUGGAAACACUGUCACCAUUGCUGAGAGAUAAUCUUUACUUUGAACAAGCCAAGAUAUUUAAGUAAUGUUUUCUUUUUAAAAGAGAAAAAACACUCAAUAAAUGAUAUGCUGGAAAAAUGUCAAGUAGUUCUAUGCAAGUAUGUUGCAUAGUUUCUAUUUAAUUGUAUAAACAAAAGAA
This is a messenger RNA of Silurus meridionalis, 1663 nucleotides long. Its product is annotated as solute carrier family 2, facilitated glucose transporter member 6-like. The coding region runs from base 53 to 1516 and encodes 487 amino acids. The transcript has 10 exons. Gene Ontology annotation, molecular function: transmembrane transporter activity. Lineage: Eukaryota; Metazoa; Chordata; Actinopteri; Siluriformes; Siluridae. Gene Ontology annotation, biological process: transmembrane transport. The record is from RefSeq and is a predicted model, not a curated record. Gene Ontology annotation, cellular component: membrane.